UCAAUAUUUCAAAGUGUCAAAGUUGUCAAAAAAAUCAAACAUUUCUAUUUCUGCUUCAAAAAUAUUUAUAGUUUUGCCUACAUUUCAGCCAUUUCUAGCCCGUUAACCGUUUCACAAUGUUAUCGAACUUAAGGGGAGUGUCUCCCCUCUCCGAAGCCAUGUCGGACGGCGUACUCGAGAGGAGUCGCGCCGAAAAAGCUCUCAUCACGAAAACACCCACCCAAAGUCAGGGCUUUCUGAACCGUACCAGUGUUAUGAAGAACUAUUCGGAUAAGAACGGCAACGAUGUGAGCAAGAGCGUGCACUCCGGGCGGAAGACCUUCGCGUUUUGGACGCUCGUGUGUCUCCUCUUCAUCCUUGCUAUUGGGAACUUGGUUCUCACAUUCAUUAUAUUGGCGGUUCUCAGACUUGGACAAGGCAUGGAAAGUAUGGAGUUCCUUCCGGAGCAGAAUGCCAUCAAGCUGUUUGGCGACGCGGACCUGGAGCAUGUUUACAAGCGAGACGGGCUGCUUGAGAGCUUCCGGGACGUCCCAAUGAGCAUCGAGAGUGAGAAUGGCUCCGUGCUGCUGAAUCUACAGACUAGAUUUUCCCGAGCGGACACGAAGUUGUCUGUCAACAAGUCCGGUGUGUUUGUCCGCGGCGUGAGCUCCGUGAAGGUGGGUGCCGCGGGGGACCCCGUGUUCAGCACCGCGGCGCAAGAGAUGAACAUACCUGACGGCGUCAACAAUCUGCAUGCUAAGAUGUUAUCAACAAAAUGCAUCCGCUCCCCAGUCGACGAGGCCCUCUCCCUGCGCUCCGAGUCCACGGCCUUCCUGCGAGGGGCUGAGGGCACGCACAUGGAGUCCAAGGAACUCUACUGGAGCGCUGACCAAGACAUCUACCUCAAAUCCAUCAACGGAUCUGUCGUCCUCAGCGGAAAAGAAGGCGUUUUCGUCAGUGUCAAAGAUCUGCCUAUAGCGUUGCCGGCUAGUAAUGAUUCUAAGUGGUACAGUCAAGCGACUGGGCAGUUUAAAGUGUGCGUGUGUAUGCCUCAAGGGAAGCUGUUUAGGAUCGCGGUGCCGGAUGGACAGAAAGUCACGUGUUCGCAUAUUAAUAUGAACAAUGAGUUUAAUCCAUGUGUUUAGUAUGUCGACACUCGAUAUAGAGAGAAAUAAUAUGAAAAUAGCAGAUGGAGUCAUGCUAUUUCACUCUAAUGAUUUGCUUGCCUUCUUACUCCCACUUGUGUUUGGGCCGCCAUUUUAAUAUUGUUUCUUUAUGCGCGACGACGGUUAUAGUCGAUAUGCCAAUGCCAAUAGUGAUGAAUAAUUCUUCAUUUAUAUUUUGUCUGAUAUCACGAGAUUCGGCAAUUUAAAAUGGAGGUAAUGAUUUGUUGUAGCAUACUAUAGUAUACACUUCUCCGCAUGUUGCAUUUAUGAAGUAAUUAUAAGGGUAUACAUAUACGUUUGUGGGGGCGCGUCAUGGCACAAUAUAGACAUAGGGCGACAAUUAUGUAGGUUUAUAUACUCGUAGCUGUUAUUUAUUAAGAAAUAUGGUUUUUUAUCGAUGUUCUAGUCCUGUAGCUACUAACUUUACUAAGUUACCUACACUUAACUUUUUAAUUGAUGUAAAAUGUAGGGUAUCAAAUUUAAA
Plutella xylostella (diamondback moth) is the source of this 1629-nucleotide messenger RNA. RefSeq names its product sarcoglycan beta (gene Scgbeta). The record is from RefSeq and is a predicted model, not a curated record. NCBI's taxonomy places the organism in Eukaryota, Metazoa, Arthropoda, Insecta, Lepidoptera, Plutellidae. Gene Ontology annotation, biological process: muscle organ development. Gene Ontology annotation, cellular component: sarcolemma; sarcoglycan complex.